This is a messenger RNA of Brassica napus (rape), 1515 nucleotides long. RefSeq lists its product as uncharacterized. NCBI's taxonomy places the organism in Eukaryota, Viridiplantae, Streptophyta, Magnoliopsida, Brassicales, Brassicaceae. The coding region runs from base 1 to 1515 and encodes 504 amino acids. Gene Ontology annotation, molecular function: nucleic acid binding; zinc ion binding. The transcript has a single exon. The record is from RefSeq and is a predicted model, not a curated record.
AUGGCUGAAGCAAUUCAAGCCGGAGUUCAGGCCGGAGUACAAGCCGCCUUUGCCGCCAACGCAGCACACGCCGCUCCCGUAGCUCCACGCCAGCGUCAACAACGCAACAACAAUCCAUUGUUUGAUGAACAAGACGACGACGACGAGAAUCCAUUCGGCGACGAGCAUCAUCACCAUCAGCAACGACCCGAUAGGCAAAACAGAAACAACGACGACACUCGUUGGACGAUGGGUAUUAAAGUUGAAAUACCAGAAUUCAACGGGGGAUCAAAACCUGAAGAGCUACUCGAUUGGUUCGUGGCUGUCGAUGAAUUUAUAGAAUUCAAAGACGUCCCUGAACAGAAGAGGGUACCCCUUGUGACAACUCGUUUUCGCGGCCACGCUGCAUCAUGGUGGCAGCAACUCAAAACAUCACGGACACGUCGUGGGAAAGAAAAGAUAACAUCAUGGGACAAGCUUAAAAAACAUAUGCGGAAAACCUUUAUCCCAUAUAAUUUUGAGCGACUCUUGUUUCAAAAGUUCCAUAACAUCCGCCAAGGAGCACGUUCCGUUGAGGACUAUGCAAACGAGUUCUAUCAGUUGCUUACACGAAUCGAUAUCCACGAUUCAGAGGACCAGUUGGUGGCUCGUUUUAUUGCAGGUUUACGACCUCAAUUACAAAACAUGCUCCAUCAGUUUGAUCCUUGUUCUGUUUCAGAAGCACGACAGAGAGCCGUCUUACUCGAACAACAGACACGUCAAAACAACAAUCAAUGGACGGGAAAAUCACGCAACACAGUCACUGCUGACGACACCAAGUCAUCCGCGGGACGUGAUACGACAUCAGCAGCAACAGGAUCACAACCCACCACGGCAGCAGCAGAGGCAAGACCAUCUAGACCUAAUGCUCUCCGUUGUUUUACGUGUGGUGAACGAGGCCAUAUCCAGACGAACUGUCCAAACAACCCUGGACGUCGUGGAUUACUAGCUUGCGACAAAGAUGGCAACGAUGACCCUCUAUAUGAUACAGAGGACGAUAACGUAGAAGAAGAGCAAGUUCUUGGUGACACGGGAACACUUCUAAUGAUUAGGCGAAAUUGCUUUGCUCCUAAAACAACAGAGGCUUGGCAAAGAACGUCACUAUUCAGUUCAACGUGCACGGUCAAGGGCAAAAUUUGUCGUUUUGUUGUGGAUUCAGGGUGCUCUGCGAACGUCGUUUCUGAAGAAGCAGUACGUAAACUGGCACUAACAACCGAAAACCACCCUCACCCUUAUCGUCUCCUUUGGAUGCAGACAGAUGCAGAAGUUUUUGUCUCAAAACGAACUCUAUUGAUGUUCUCUAUCGGCUCCUUCUACAAAGACACUUUCUAUUGUGACAUAGCCCCGAUGGACGUUUCUCAUAUCAUCUUAGGACGUCCUUGGCAAUACGAUAGGGAAGUGAUACACAAUGGUAAAACGAAUACACAUUCAUUCAUGUUUGAGGGACGUAAGAUUACUCUGCUACCAGCACCGGAAACAAGCAACACACUGUUGUAG